Molecule: messenger RNA, 1836 nt
Organism: Penicillium cinerascens
Lineage: Eukaryota; Fungi; Ascomycota; Eurotiomycetes; Eurotiales; Aspergillaceae
Product: serine/threonine-protein kinase
Exons: 3
Coding region: 1-1836 (611 amino acids)
Biological process (GO): mitotic DNA damage checkpoint signaling; protein phosphorylation
Cellular component (GO): nucleus
Molecular function (GO): ATP binding; protein serine/threonine kinase activity
Source: RefSeq, a predicted model, not a curated record
AUGAGCACAAUACAGAAUAUCAAGAACUUCAUCAGGCACGGGAAACAAGCACGCCUCGUCGGCCCACACGCCGAACCCACCACCGACGUCUCGACGAUCCACGCCGAGCAGCAACCCCAACCCGCAGGCCAAUUCUCAACCGCCCUCGAUUCUUUCGAGACCGGCGAUCGUGGGCAUGGUCAGCCCGCACCCGAGAAGACAGAGCAAGUCCGACACGAUCGAUCCGUGGAAAUUGAACGUUUGGUUGCAGAAGAGAAUGUGAAUCGGUCCAAGAUGCCCAAGUACCCCGGUUUGGAACGCUGGAUCUUGAUGGAAAAGAUGGGCGAUGGUGCCUUCAGCAAUGUCUAUCGUGCCAAGGAUUCUACGGCGCAGUACGACGAGGUGGCCAUCAAGGUGGUACGGAAGUUCGAGAUGAAUAGCAAUCAGCGAGCCAACAUCCUCAAGGAAGUCCAGAUUAUGCGCAACUUAGAUCACCCCAACAUCACCAAAUUGAUCGACUUCUCCGAGUCUCGACAAUACUACUACAUUGUUCUCGAGCUCUGCCCCGGAGGCGAGCUUUUCCAUCAGAUCGUCCGAUUGACGUACUUUAGCGAGGAUCUCAGCCGACAUGUCAUUCGCCAGGUCGCCGAGUCGAUUGAAUAUCUCCACGAGACAUCGGGUGUCGUUCACCGUGAUAUCAAACCCGAAAACAUCCUCUUCUACCCCACCCCUUUCGUUCCAAGCAAAAACCCGAAACCUAAGCAGUCGGGCGAUGAAGAUAAGGAAGAUGAAGGAGAGUUUAUCCCGGGAGUUGGCGCGGGCGGUAUCGGAACGAUUAAGAUUGCCGACUUUGGUCUUUCCAAGGUCAUUUGGGACAGCCAGACCAUGACGCCGUGCGGAACGGUUGGCUACACGGCACCUGAAAUCGUCAAGGAUGAGCGGUACUCGAAGAGUGUUGAUAUGUGGGCCAUGGGCUGUGUUCUUUACACCCUUCUGUGUGGUUUUCCCCCAUUCUAUGACGAGAGUAUUCAAGUCCUCACCGAGAAGGUCGCACGCGGCCAGUACACUUUCCUGUCCCCGUGGUGGGACGACAUCUCCAAGUCCGCUCAGGACCUGAUCUCACACCUGCUUACUGUUGACCCGGAGAAGCGAUUCACCAUCAAGGAGUUCCUCGCGCAUCCUUGGAUUCGGGGAACUGACGAAGAGACAACCGCUGCCGACGAUGCGCCCCCGCUGGCAACUCCCUUCGGCCAAGCUCGCCAAAAGAACCCACUGGACGCCGAAGCGGGCGGCGCAGAAUCAGCCCCGUACCAACCCCACAGCACCCGCGCUGCUUUGGAUGUGCCAUCUGCAGGAUCUGAACGCAGGAUGGACUUCCGCUCACCGGGCGCGUUCAACUUGCGCGAGGUCUUCGAUGUUGGCUACGCAGUCCACCGUCAAGAAGAGGAAGGCAAGCGUCGACGAAACGUGGGCGCUCGCAGCAACAACCCAACUGCCGGUUUCCAGUCCGCACUGGGUGCUUUGAACGAAAACUACGACGAUGAACCCGAUUACCGCGCCCAGGCAGCUGGGCAACCACCCUUGAAGGUCGCCAAGUCCACCACCCAGCAGUCCGGCGACAUGGCCGGCCUCGACGCUAAGCUCCGCUCGACAAACCUCGGACAGAGCAGCGCCGCACAGGCCCGGCAAGCAGGCCGCCAACCUCGGCAGCAGGGCUACGGCCAACACGAUGCAAAGGUCGCUGCCGCUGCUAAAAGCAGCAUCGGCAAAAACCAGCAACCGUUUGAGCUUACCUUGGACGGCGCAACCUUACUCGAAAAACGUGGGCGCCGCAACCAAGGACAGCCGGUAGUCUAA